This is a messenger RNA of Trichoderma atroviride IMI 206040, 571 nucleotides long. NCBI's taxonomy places the organism in Eukaryota, Fungi, Ascomycota, Sordariomycetes, Hypocreales, Hypocreaceae. The record is from RefSeq and is a predicted model, not a curated record.
CGGGACAGAGCUUUUUUUGUGCAAGCAAGUCUCCAACACGCCUGAACCUGCAACAAGAUUCGAUUUUGUACUACAAGCAGACCAGCUUCGAUAUUUAAUCCCUGCUUCGCGCCACUACCGCCAACAUGUUGAUCAAAGUGCGAACCUUGACCGGCAAGGAAAUCGAGCUCGAUAUCGAGUCGGACUACAAGGUCUCUCAGAUCAAGGAGAAGGUGGAAGAGAAGGAGGGCAUUCCGCCCGUGCAGCAGCGUCUCAUUCAUGGCGGCAAGCAAAUGACCGAUGACAAGACUGCGGCCGAAUACAACCUUGUCGCUGGCGACACUCUGCAUCUCGUCCUUGCCCUUAGGGGGGGACGGCACUUUGAAUAAUGCUAAACGACGGAAGCGAAGCGAUAUGUCGACAUGUCUUAGGAAGCCGAGAGGAGAGUGGUAGAUAGGGAAAGCAAUAAGCAAGGGGGAGGAGCAGUGUAUUUGAGAGCAAGAUAUACGGGUCCUUUCUUCUGCCGAAAACGUUGGUACAUUUGGUCAUUUGAUAGAUUGAGCUAUACAAAAUAUAUAAGCUCUUCAUGCCG